Molecule: messenger RNA, 2554 nt
Organism: Cimex lectularius (bed bug)
Lineage: Eukaryota; Metazoa; Arthropoda; Insecta; Hemiptera; Cimicidae
Product: nose resistant to fluoxetine protein 6-like
Exons: 15
Coding region: 283-2475 (730 amino acids)
Molecular function (GO): acyltransferase activity, transferring groups other than amino-acyl groups
Source: RefSeq, a predicted model, not a curated record
ACGGCAAAAGACUUUCUUGACUGUAGUAAGCAUCGGGUCUGGGGGAACAAGGCUGGAUUUCACUUUCAACAGGUUCUCCCGAGAUCACUUUCUUCGGUUGGGUCCGCGGUGACGCUCUGUGUUUCCCCCUCUCGGCGUUAAUCCCCCAACAGUCCGGCCACCGGAGGAGGGUUCCUUCCUCACGAGACUUCUUUUAAUCGGUGACCAACAUUUCAGUGCGACUAGUACUUGUGUCAGUUUUACACCGAAGAGGACAGGCACCGAAACAGAUUAGAUAUCAGUAUGCGGUUUGGCGUGGUGUGGGGCAUGCUGCUGGCAGCGGCGGUCGUCGGCGGUCAAAACCUGACCGUCAAAACCGAUCCGGGCCGGCCCUCGGAAAACCUACAGAAACUGCUGAAGAGAAAAGAAAGCGAGGCGAAACUCUGGAUCGCGUCUGAAACCGGUUUGCAGUGGCUGGCCACCGUUUACAGCCCCCAUAAGUGGAACCCAAACAGCUUACCCGGCGCGAAAAACAUAUCCGGGCAGUGCAAAUCGUCGAUGAAAAUCUACCUGAUGGCACUGGCCAAAGGAGUUCUCUGGGCCGCUAAAGCUUCUGACGCAAGUGGGCGAUAUUCGUCGCAAUUUUUUUUCGGAAACGAUUUUUGGCUGGGAUCACAAAAGCUGUGCUCUGAGAUAACACCUGAGGCGCCUUUCCCUGUCGCCUUCCAUCUCGUCAAGUUCAGCCUGGUGCUCGACAAGGAAUUCACUCCCAAGGCUCGUGAUAUGUCAUUGGGCGUUUGUUUACCAGAGGCGUGCUCUUCAGACGAUAUAAAAAGUCUUCUCGAGGCGACGAACAUCCCACCGGAUGCCAACCACAACUUGACACUUCUGAGGAUCAGGCCUGUCCCCGGGUCCUACACGCUUGCAACCGAUCCAAAAGUUCACAUAAUGCUGAGCGUAAGUAUCAUCGUCUUUGUUCUAAUGGCGGUCGGAACCGUCUACGAAUGGAUUUUGGAGAGGAGAAGAAGGAAAUGCCACGUGCACAGGGCGAACAACAACGAAUCGGCGAAAAUGGAUAAAAUAACUUUCGAUAAGGAGGAACUUUCCAAGUCGGAAAGCGAUCUAAUGGCGACCCUGGAUCCGUGCAAAGGGAUGGGCAAGUUUGGAGAAAUCGUCUUAUCGUUCUCAGUUUUGACAAACGGAAGGAAAAUCCUCGAGUGCGGAACUCCUUCAAAAGAUAGCAUCUCGUGCGUACACGGAUUAAGGUUCUUCAGUUUGGCCUGGGUCAUAAUGGUUCACACUUAUCUCCAAGUCUUCGCCAUUGCGGAGAAUAAACGUCUCAGGACUUUAGCCGAGGAGACGUUCGGCUUCCAGACCGUCUCGAAUGCUACCUUUUCCGUCGACUCUUUCUUCUUCAUAAGUGGUCUUUUGGUUUCGUACUUAUAUUUCAAAGGGACUUCAAAGCCUGAAAGAGAACAGACAAUCCGGACUCCUCGAGCCCCAAGACCUUUCUUAGUUGAAAUGAAAAUUAUGGCUUUAAAAUACUUCACCCUGCUCGGAUAUCGUUUCAUCAGACUCACUCCGGCCUAUUUAUUUGUGCUCGGUAUGACCGAGGUUGCGAUGAGAUGGAUCAAGAAUAACUCCGUUUUUGAACCAGUCAGCAUGGACAACGUCAAUUGUGCCAAAUACUGGUGGAGAAACGCGCUUUAUAUCAACAGUCUCUUUCCGAGAAAAGAAAUGUGCAUGCUGUGGAGUUGGUAUCUCUCAAACGAUACGCAGUUUUAUGUCCUCGGUAUAAUGUUUCUACUUAUCUCCUCGAAAUUCUUCAGAGUGGCUGCAACUUCUUUGGUUCUUAUUCUUCUCAGCUCCUGUGUGACAACUGCAAUAAUAUCUGUUUAUUACGAUCACAUUGUUAGCAUUCAGCAGCCGUUUAUUUUGUUCGACGAGCUUUACGACAAACCGUGGACUAGACUCGGCCCGUACCUUAUCGGAAUGUUUACCGGUUACUUUUUAUACAGGACAAGAGGAACUAUUAAAAUAUCAAAGGUCGUUAGCUUGAUCGGAUGGAUAAUCGCACUUUCCGUUCUCAUCAGCCUCGUUUAUGGAGUUCUCGGAGCAAAUCUAGGAAUAACCGGUUCAGCGUUGUACGCUGGACUUGGACAUACUGCCUGGGGUGCAGCACUAGCCUGGAUUGUGGUGGCAUGUACAGCCGGAAUGGGAGGGUGCGUCAACUCGUUGCUGUCCUGUCGCCUUCUUCAGCCACUUAGCCGGCUUACGUACUGCGCGUACCUCAUACACCCAGUCAUCAUGGUCUUGACAUCUUUCCAGAUGGAUGGCCCUCUCCACCUUUCGACACCUGUGACUUUCAUCCUCUACUUCGGCAACAUGGUUGCGGCGUUUUUGGCCUCCUUCUUCAUAUCGCUGGCCUUCGAAGCACCAACCGUCCGACUCCUUAAAGUCUGCCUGUCUCCAGUAAUGGCCAAACAAAACAACUGAAGGGCGAAAAAUUUCGAUUUUGGUUUUGUUUAUAAAUAUUGUAAAUAGGUGGGCAUUUUUUUGACUGAAUGUAAAGUGU